AUGGCAUCCCCGUUCCCGGUGGCAUUGCCCGUGUCCCAGACACGGGCUCACAACGACUCACCCUCAAUCCUCAUGAAGGUCACCACAGAGACUGCGCGCAAAAAUCAAAAGAUCUUGCCAAAGGACGGAGAGCCCAACAUCCUCAUCACUUCAGCGCUUCCAUACGUCAACAACGUCCCACAUCUUGGCAACAUCAUCGGUUCCACAUUGAGCGCUGAUGUCUUUGCGCGUUACUCGAGAUCAAGGAAUCGCAACACGCUCUACAUCUGCGGUACCGACGAGUACGGAACUGCCACCGAGACCAAGGCGUUGGAGGAUGGCGUGACACCACAGCAGCUCUGCGACAAGUACCAUGCGCUCCAUGCCGAAGUCUACGAGUGGUUCCAGAUCGGCUUCGACCACUUUGGGCGCACCACCACCCCCAAGCAGACCGAGAUCGCACAGGACGUAUUUUUGAAGCUGCACAAGAACGGAUACCUCGAAGAGCGCACCAUGACCCAGCUCUUUUGCCAAAACUGCGUCCGCUUCCUCGCCGAUCGAUACGUGGAGGGAGAGUGUCCGCGGUGUGGAUACGACGAUGCUCGCGGCGACCAGUGCGACAAGUGUGGACAGCUAUACGACGCCGUCGAGCUCGUAAAGCCUCGCUGCAAGCUUUGCUCUUCGCCGCCUAUCCAGAAGGACUCUACGCACAUGUUCAUCCGAAUCGACCAGCUGCAGCCCUUGACCGAAAAGUGGGCCAAGGAGCAGGCGCAGAAGGGAGGCUGGACCUCCAACGGCAAGCUCAUCACCGAGAGCUGGUUCAAGGAGGGUCUCAGGCCCUUCAGUCUGACGCGCGAUCUCAAGUGGGGUGUGCCCGUCCCAAUCAAGGGCAUGGAGGAUAAGGUGCUGUACGUCUGGUUCGAUGCUCCGAUUGGAUACCCCAGCAUCACCGCCAACUAUACAGACGACUGGGAAAAGUGGUGGAAGAACCCGGACAACGUCAAGCUGUACCAGUUCAUGGGCAAGGACAACGUCCGUUUCCACACGGUCAUCUUCCCCUCAUGCCUCAUCGGAAGCAAGGACCCCUACACGCUCCUCCACCACAUCAACACCACCGAAUAUCUCCAGUACGAAGGCGGCAAGUUCUCCAAGUCGAGAAAUAUCGGUGUCUUUGGUGACAAGGCGCGCGAUCUGGGUCUGUCCGCCUCGGUCUGGCGAUACUACUUGCUGGCCAACCGCCCCGAAACGGCCGACAGCCAGUUCGCGUGGCGCGACUUUAUCGCACGCAACAACUCGGAGCUGCUGGCCAACCUGGGCAACUUUUGCAAUCGUGUGCUCACCUUCAUGAAGAAGUACGACUAUGUCAUUCCCGCCAUCCCCGCCGACUCGGAGCUGCUCAGCUACAAGGAGGGUGCCGUCAAGGCGGCUGCUGAAGGUGCGGACGAUGCGUCGUCCAGCGUUAUCUCGCGCUUUGCUCGCGACGUCAACGCUAUCCUAGGUCAGUACACAUUGGCCAUGGAGGCUGUCAAGAUUCGCUCGGGUCUUCAGCACAUGAUGGCCCUGUCUGCGCGCGGCAACCUGUUUUUGGUCGAGUCGCACUUUGACAACACGCUCUUCACCGAGUCUCGCGCCCGCUGCGACGAAGUCAUGAUUGUGGCGCUCAACCUGAUCUGGCUUCUGUCGGCGCUGAUCCACCCUUUCAUGCCCGAGACGUCCGAUGCGAUCCUCAAGCAGCUCGAUGCGCCUCCUCGUGCCAUUCCCGAGGAUGACAAGUUCUACAUUGACCUGCUUCCCGGCCAUAAGAUCGGCAAAGCCGCGCACCUGUUCAAGCAGAUUGACCCCAAGCAGGAGGACAUCUGGCGUGUGCAGUUCGGCGGUUCGGGAGACGGCAAGAAGAAGGAGGAGGUGGAGGAGAAGCCGCAGCUGAGCAAGAAGCAGGCCAUGAAGAUGGCCAAAGCAGCCAAAAAGCAAGCGGAAGCUGCCAAGCCCCAGGUGAAGAACAAGACGCCGGAACUCAUCGAGCUUGAGGGCAAGGUCGCGGCCGAGGGCGAACAGCUCAAACAGCUCAAGGAGGGAGUUAAGAAGGCAAGCGAGGCAGAGGACAAGGCCAAGCUGGAGAAGGAGGUCGAGGCGCAGCUCUCGAGCUACCUCGUGUUGAAAAAGCAGAUGGAGGAGUUGACGGCGCAGCUGGCCAAGUUGGAGGUCGAGGCGGAGGGUGCGGCUGCCCCCGGUGCGCAGUGA
This is a messenger RNA of Sporisorium graminicola, 2220 nucleotides long. RefSeq lists its product as uncharacterized. The record is from RefSeq and is a predicted model, not a curated record. Gene Ontology annotation, biological process: methionyl-tRNA aminoacylation. The transcript has a single exon. NCBI's taxonomy places the organism in Eukaryota, Fungi, Basidiomycota, Ustilaginomycetes, Ustilaginales, Ustilaginaceae. The coding region runs from base 1 to 2220 and encodes 739 amino acids. Gene Ontology annotation, cellular component: aminoacyl-tRNA synthetase multienzyme complex; cytosol. Gene Ontology annotation, molecular function: methionine-tRNA ligase activity; ATP binding.